GAGCUAAAUAUCGACCGCCUGGCUCAAAUUUUCCCCCCUUUUACAUUCCUGUUUUGAUGUGUAGCUUUAAAUAUGUGUUAAAAAUAACACAUGUGUACCAAGUUGUUUAUGAAAGGCUUAUAGUUGUUUUGGUUUUCAGAAUCGUAGAUAAAUAAGUAUGCUCUAUUUUUGUGUGUACAGUUUGAAAAUUGAUAGCGAAUAAAAAUACGUCGCCGUGUCGAUUUGUCGAGUGCAAGCUUACUGUGACUGCUCUACUAGCGUUCUACGUCACCGUUGAGGCUGAACUUUGUGGUGUGACCGCUUAUUGCGGAUAAUUUAUUAUAAUCGUGGUAUUCAGGACACUGGUUGGUGCUUAACCGGUUUCAUUGCAUCUUUGAGCGGCUCUCUUGAUUAAAGCCACCUUCAUAUUUUUGUUUUUUUGUCUGCUGGCAUUGAGUUGAACCGGUUUGCCACCCCCGCCCACUUUUGUCAAGCGGAGUAACACGUUUCAUAUAUUUUUAUUUUCGUACUACACAAGAGCGAACGGAUGAUUUUGAAUGACUAUGAUGCUGUGACACUACAGGUCUUUCUCACUGUGUAAGCUUAGCUGGCUAUUUCUCUGAGCCUCGAGUGACAUGUAUUGAUUUAUUCUAAACCAGGGUCACUGGGCUAAAUCAGUUAGAUCCGUUUUCAUUCACAAAAAAAAAAAAAAAGAGAGUUGAUAAGAGUAUUGAUCCCUGCCUGGAGAUUUCACUGUGUAGUGUAGUGUCACUGUUUGCCACUGUGUGAGGUGUGUGCUCCGUAACCGGCGUAUCGCAGUCGUGUAGCUGUGUUCUGGGUUGGAUUAAUAAUUAAUUUCAACAUCUAGAUCUAUAUUAGAUCUGUAUCAUAUCCCUUAACUUUUGGAUUUACUGUAUUGGAUUAUAAUUCCAAAAACAUCUGUCAUUAUCAUUAAUCAUAGGCUGCAUUGAUUAAAACAUGAGUCGUACACCGGUGAAAAAGGUUCCUAUUCAUUUGCAGAGUGCCCAGUCCAGGAUCUUCAUCAAAAAUGGAACCAUUGUGAAUGAUGACCAGUCUUUCCAUGCAGAUAUCUACAUUGAAGAUGGGAUUAUUAAGCAAGUCGGCACUAACCUGGUCAUUCCUGGAGGAGCUAGAACUAUUGAUGCUCGAGGAAAAUUUGUCAUGCCAGGUGGCAUUGACACACACACUCACUUCCAGAUGCCCUUCAUGGGCACAGUGUCAGCAGAUGACUUCUACAGUGGGACAAAGGCAGCACUUGCUGGUGGCACUACAAUGAUCAUUGACUUUGUGAUACCCCAGAAGGGAGAGUCUUUACUUGACGCCUACGAGAAAUGGCGAGGCUGGGCUGAUGCCAAGGUCUGCUGCGACUAUGGGUUGCAUGUGGCUGUCACAUGGUGGAAUGAUCAGGUCUCCAAGGAAAUGGACGUACUUUGCAGUGAGAAGGGAGUCAACUCUUACAAAGUCUUCAUGGCCUACAAAGAUGUCUUCAUGUUGGAUGAUGAUGAGAUUUACCACUGCUUCAAGCGCUGUAAGGAACUGAAAGCCCUGCCCAUGGUGCAUGCAGAGAAUGGACAUCUCAUUGCUAUUAAAUCUAGAGAAUUAUUGCAACAGGGUGUGUCUGGCCCAGAAGGACAUUUACAAUCCAGGCCAGAGGAGGUUGAAGAAGAAGCCACCACUAGAGCUAUCACCAUCGCUGAUCAGGCUGGAGCUCCGUUGUAUGUAGUCCAUGUCAUGAGUAAAUCCUCUGCUAAUGUUAUCUCUAAGGCCAGAAGAGAAGGUAAAAUAGUAUUUGGAGAACCGAUCGCUGCUGGUUUAGGAACUGAUGGAACCCAUCACUAUAACAAAUGUUGGCGCCAUGCUGCCGGGCAUGUGAUGGGCCCACCUCUCAGGGCUGACCCCACUACACCAGGCUACCUCAUGGACCUGCUGGCUAACAAUGAUCUCCAGCUAACAGGGACAGACAACUGUACAUUCAAUGCUGACCAGAAAGCGAUCGGCAAGGACAACUUCACUAGGAUUCCCAAUGGUGUAAAUGGUGUUGAGGACAGGAUGUCUAUUAUUUGGGAGAAAGGAGUGUACUCAGGAAAAAUGGAUCCUUGUAGAUUUGUUGCUGUCACCAGUGCUACAGCAGCAAAAGUUUUCAACAUUUACCCCAAGAAAGGUAGAAUCGCUGUUGGCUCUGAUGCUGAUAUUGUCAUUUGGAACGGUGAGGCCACCAGAACCAUCAGUGCCAAAACACACCACCAGGCAGUAGACUUUAACAUUUUCGAAGGCAUGACAGUACAUGGUGUACCAGAAUAUGUCAUCACUGGAGGGAGCAUUGUUAUGGAUGAAGGCCAGCUAAAGGUGACCCAAGGUCUGGGAAGAUUUGUACCAACGCCUGUCAACUCUCAAACUGUCUUUGGUCGUGUUGGAAACCGAGAAAAGUCCCGACAACCUCAAAUAGUUGAGAGAGAGCCCUACACUGGACCAGUGGUAGAAAUCAAGGAAGAAGAUGCACUAGUAUAUAAUAAGCGGUCAGACAAUCCAAUCUUACCUGAGAGUGCUAAUGAAUUCCACAGCCGGCCUCCAACAAGAGGAGGGGCCCGUAACAUGCAAGAUUCAUCAUUUUCCCUUAGUGGUCAUCAAUACGAUGAGAAUCAACCCAAACGACCUGGAACAAAGGUGUCCAACCCACCAGGAGGAAAAUCUACAGGCUUUUGGUGAUCUAUUGCAGCAUCUGAUUGGCUGUAUCAGCUGACGAUAUUGUCACCAUCUCAAACUCAUAUAAGUUGUUGUUUUUUUUUUUGUUUUUUUUUUUAAUUCUCUCUCCCUUCAACUAGUGCUUCAGUAUCAUGUUGCUAUCCUUGUAGGUGACUGUUUCAUCAUGAUGGUUUUUGUGAUGGGUACGAUUGGUUAUGCUGGAAGACAUCUGUAGUGAUAUUCAGGAGUGCAUGGAACUUAGUCUUAGUAGAUUUGUGUCAAGUUACAAUUUGAAUGUAGAUAACUAAAACAAGGGAUUGAGGUUUGCUUUGAUGUCUGAUUUUUUUACUUUUCAUACUGAUAUUGUAUAAAUCUAGUUUUUUGUUUUUAAUGGGAACACAUUGAAGCUAAUUGUUUCCUUUUAAGUUAAUCCUAGCCCAAAUCAUUGUACACAAAGCUUUCAGUCUUACCAUUUGUAUUUGGAUAGCCAGCUGUAGAAUUACUGAAUGAGAGUUCAACUUUUCUAAAGACUUCUUGUAACAUUCUCUUUGACUGCUGACAGAAAGAUGAUGUCUUGAAAUGAUCACAGACUCAUUACUUGAUCUCCUUUAAUUUUUUUUUUUAAUUAUUUUUUUUUUGUAAAAAUGUCAACCUUCAUUUAUUCUGAAUACUUGUAUUUAUAAUGUUAAUAACCUUAUAGAAAUCAUUAAUUCAGAAUUCUCUAAACUAGAAUUUAUGACUUUUUUUUUUAAACUUUACUUGAUCUAGCUAAAAAGUUUUAUUUGGAAUAUUUCAGAAAACAUUGUCAGAAACUUUGAAUGUAAAAAAAAAGUCUCCUAGUCUGUUCAAUAAAACCCAUCAAAAUUUUUGUGAUUUUAUUGUAGUCUGCAAAGUUUUGUAAUUUGGCUGCAAGAUAUCCUAAGCUGGGUUUUUCUAAAUGUAGAAGUUUGAGAUUUUUUGUAAUGGGCAGAAGUCAAACCACUUUAACUUUGUUGUGAUUUCACAUCAGGCCAUACAACUUGUACAAUUGAAUCUUUUUUUUUUGUUCUGUUUGUUUGUUGGCAUGUCUCAUUUCUUUAGUGAUAGCAUUUAACCUUUUACAAUUGUAUGAUUGUUUUGUUUUGAUCUGGCACAAGUAUUUGUGUUCGGAUAUUUUUUUUUUUUAAGAUUUAGUUUUUAUCUUAUCUACACAUAAAUCUCUUUUGUAUUUAUAUAUAUUGAAAUGUAGAAUGUUAUAUUCAUAUUUCCUAAUAUCUCUUGAUGUCACACUUUUACCUUGUUCAAACAUGAACCUGCAGAGUUUUGUUUUUGUUUUAGUAUUUUAUUGUAAUGUCCUCAGCAUACAUGUAAGUAUAUGCUAUACUAAAGUACUAUCAACUGUAAAUUAAUUAAUUUUUUUUUUAGGUUUGUAUUCAUUUAAAUAAAAUCUAAUAUACAAUUAGAUGUUAUGUUUCUAAAAAUGAUUUAGUUUUAAAAAAAAAAAAUUAAUACAAACAAAGGCCACAUAUAAUACUUGACCUAUCCCUUAACCAAGUCUAAUAUGUUCAUUGGAAUAUUUAUUUCAGAGCUGCAAUAUUAUUGUUUGUAUUUGUACUGUUUCGUCAUGUGUUGUUCGUUUAGAGAAUCUUUAACUAAUUUUUUUCAACAUUCUCUUAAUUCAUUAAAUUUGUUUUCUUUUCUUUUUUUUUAAUGACACCAGGAUAAAGAAGGGGGGAGUGAACUCAUAUUUUUUAGUGUCAUACGAAUGAUCUAUUUUUAUUUUAUUCAAUAAUUUUUUUUAUUUUUUUUUUAAUUUGUUUACAUUGCUAGGUCAACAACUAAAUUGUAUUUCUGUCAUUUUGUUUUAUUUAAAAAAAAAAAGGAUUUAAUUAUUUUUUUUUAUGUACCGGUAGCAUUUUAUCUGAUGUGCUGACAUAAGAGGGGAGAUAAUGUGUAAAGGCAGCAUACGACACUGGACUUAAUUCCCUUUACUCAUCUUCAAACAUUUCAUUCUCCCAUUCAGCAAAUAAUUGGUCAGCCUUAAGCUAGAACUAUUGACUGCUACAGCACUGCCAUACCACGGGACUGAUAGAUGUAGGUUAUAGGAACAUAAUAUUGAGUGAUCUAAUGUUGAGAAAGGAAUGAACUUUUUGUUCAUUUCUCCUGAAUACAAGUGGAAACAUUUUUUUUUGUGUGUUUACAUCUUGUGGCAUGUAUAUGAACUAUUAUACUUAUAUUCAGUUGUGAAGCCAUUUUGCUUUAAAUGAACCUUGUAACAAUCAUUUCAUUGCUUUUUUGUAUGUUAAAUAUACAAACAAUUUCAGUGUAUCGGGUCUUGGCUAUUGAAUAGAUCAAUUUUGCAUUAGUUUAUCUACAUUCCUGUCUUAUCAAAUUGAGCAUUUGAUGUAUUUUGAAACAGAAAGCAAUCUAGACCUUCUCUUAUUUGGCUUACACAAAAGGUUGUUAGGGCUUCUAUCUUCAAUGUCUGUAAUAAAUGUCUCGCUUCCAACAGAA
Biomphalaria glabrata is the source of this 5175-nucleotide messenger RNA. Its product is annotated as dihydropyrimidinase-like. The transcript is spliced from 15 exons. The record is from RefSeq and is a predicted model, not a curated record. The coding region runs from base 958 to 2706 and encodes 582 amino acids. Gene Ontology annotation, biological process: pyrimidine nucleobase catabolic process. Gene Ontology annotation, cellular component: cytoplasm; cytosol. Gene Ontology annotation, molecular function: dihydropyrimidinase activity. Lineage: Eukaryota; Metazoa; Mollusca; Gastropoda; Planorbidae.